Molecule: messenger RNA, 2755 nt
Organism: Pristis pectinata (smalltooth sawfish)
Lineage: Eukaryota; Metazoa; Chordata; Chondrichthyes; Rhinopristiformes; Pristidae
Gene: exosc1
Product: exosome component 1
Exons: 9
Coding region: 326-910 (194 amino acids)
Biological process (GO): RNA processing
Cellular component (GO): nuclear exosome (RNase complex); cytoplasm
Molecular function (GO): RNA binding
Source: RefSeq, a predicted model, not a curated record
UGGAAGGUUCGGCGCUGCGCUUCGCGCCGCCUCCUCCGUUUAUAUUUCGAAAAAGUUAACGGUUUACUUCAUAAAACCGACGCAAAGCAAACGGAUUUAACGGGGAGGGGGGAAAAAAGCGAGGGAUAAAAUCAAAACAAGAACCGCCGUCGAGAAAGGGAAUAUCCCCGACUGAGAAAUGUCGAGAAACCUGAGGUAAAACAUGUGUUUAACGGGGCGGUGAUCGAUAAUACCUGACGAGGAAGGGCACGGCUGUGUGUUGUGGUGGCGGGCGGCCGCUUCUGAGCCAAUCGGGACGCGGCAUCGGAGGCUCCGCGAAGCUGCGAUGGCGCCUGUGAAGCUUUGUAUCCCAGGAGAGAGGCUGUGCAGCAUAGAGGACAGCACUCCUGGUGAUGGCACAUACUCCAGGCAUGGAUACAUUUUUGCAUCUUUAGCUGGAUAUGUGAUGAAGAGAAAUGAUAAUGGAAUGGUGCCUGUCAUAUCAGUGGUUCGGGACACAGAGCCCCAGCUCCUGCCAGAAGUUGGUGUUGUUGUAACAUGUAAGGUUACUAGUAUUAACCCACGAUUUGCUAAAGUUCACAUUUUAUAUGUACGAUCUACUCCACUGAAAGGGGCUUUCAGAGGAACUAUCAGGAGAGAAGACAUCCGAGCAACAGAAAAGGACAAGAUCGAGGUCUACAAAUGCUUCAGACCUGGCGACAUUGUUUUAGCAAAAGUGAUCUCCCUGGGUGACGCUCAGUCCAACUACCUGUUGACGACAGCAGAGAAUGAACUAGGAGUGGUUGUCGCACACAGUGAGGCAGGUGCACAGAUGGUCCCCAUCAGCUGGUGUGAGAUGCAGUGUCCCAAAUCACAUGGGAAAGAGUUCCGUAAAGUAGCUCGAGUGCAGCCAGAAUUCCUCCACACCUGAGGCCAGUCACCAACAACAUAUUGCGGAGGAGCCUUCUAAUGAAUGCAGUUUGUAUUCAGAUGGCAUCAAUGGACAGAUGACUCCUGGAGCCAGAUGUACAAACUGCAGGACCCAGGCCAGUUGGGAACUGAUGCCAGGGCAAAUAUCAUCUUUUAUUCUCAGGAUACUAAGUAAAGUUACAAUUCUUCUACUUUUUUAAAAAUAAAUAAAUAAAUAUUUUACUUUACUACAAUUCUUUACCUUUUUCCAAAUGUGUCACUUGCAAGUUAUCUUUCUCUGUGUAUCUACCUCUUAUCACACUUUGGCACCAUGUUCUGCUACUAAGCUUUUGUCAGUGUCAGCAGGAGACAGAACAUAGCCAAGGCACAUACUCCUUCAGAUCUUGCACAUACUUGUAUCUGCGACAGUAUUUGCUUGUCAUGACCCUGAUCAGGAGAAAUGUGGGAAUCGAAAACCUUCAUCUCCCUCACCCCAUAGUUGUAAAGUUGGUGUUGAUUGUAAAAUAUUUUGGGAUGUUCUGUGAAUAGAGUAACAGGCUGUGUAAUUGUUGGGGGCCCUAAACUUCCUAAGAGACCUUCUUCACUUCAUCUCUGUUCUUAUUCAAACCUAAUCCAAAAUGAAUGUGUAACAGUACAUUCUUUGAUCGCAAAUCUCUAGUGAGCAGAGCUUCCAGAGGGAACCCAUUAAUCCCAACAGAUUCAUUGUGACACACUUGAGAGGCACAGUAGCUUAGUGGUUAAGGGAAUAACAUCCAGAGGCAUGACCCAGAGAUAAGGGUUUGAAUCCCACAACAGCAGAGAAUAUAAAUUCAAAUAAUUAAAUAAUUCUAAAAUAACAAGCUAGCCCUAGUCAUGGUGACCAUGAAAAUAUUAAAUUUAAAAAUCAACUAAUGUUCUUCAAGGAAAGAAAUCUGACCUUACCUGGUCUGACCAUGAACAUAGCAAAUCUUUCCUCUACUGCUCCCCUUUCUCUGAUCUUUGCCAAGAUUCAGCUUGACUUCCAGUUCCUAUGGAGGCCUUGCUUAGUGAUCUGAGCUUCAGAUUGUAGGCCUACAUUGGGCUAUCAACACUCAUUGGGAUUCAGUUCCUUGCGUACCAUCUCUUACUGCAGUACAGUUCUUCUAGUAUUGACUCUCAGUGAUACACAGACUUCCUGACAUUGACUCUCACUGAAACACAAUUCUCCCGGUAUUGGCUCCUGUAAGACUUAAUACCUACUGGCUCUGACCCCCACUGGCACAUUCAUGAAACCACAUAUAAAAUGGGACCCUUCAGGAAAACAUCCAACUAUUUGGAUCUCAGCAGCAAAUAAUUUUAGAGUAUCUAAAGGCCACCUCAGGUCUUGUCGACGAUUAGAACUGGACGAUUAGAAGUCAAAGCCUUGGUCCUUGACCACUACGUCCAGUUCUAAUUAUUUCAAAGCCUUGACCACUACGUCCAGUUCUAAUUAUUUCAAAGCCUCAGAAUCUGUCUUUACCUCUCGUUGUCUUGGUGUAGCAGCCAGCAUAGACCCCACCCACCCACCCGGGUCAUUCUCUCUUCUCUCCCAUCGGGUAGAAGAUACAGGAGCCUGAGGGCACGUACCACCAGACUUAAGGACAGCACCUACCCCACUGUGAUAAGACUAUUGAACAGUUCCCUUAUACAAUGGAAUGGACUCUGACCUCACCAUCUACCUUGUUGUGACCUUGCACCUUAUUGCACUGCACUUUCUCUGUAGCUGUGACACUUUGUACUGUUACUGUUUUUACCUGUACUACAUCAAUGCACUCUGUACUAACCCAAUGUAACUGCGCUGUGUAAUGAAUUGACCUGUACGAUCGGUUUGCAAGACAAGUUUUUCACU